Messenger RNA from Manis javanica (Malayan pangolin), 5185 nucleotides. RefSeq names its product protein phosphatase 6 regulatory subunit 3 (gene PPP6R3). Gene Ontology annotation, molecular function: protein phosphatase binding; protein phosphatase regulator activity. Gene Ontology annotation, cellular component: nucleus; cytosol. NCBI's taxonomy places the organism in Eukaryota, Metazoa, Chordata, Mammalia, Pholidota, Manidae. The record is from RefSeq and is a predicted model, not a curated record.
CGGCGGUCCUUCCCGCCCGCACCUGCCGGCUCUGGUCGCGGCUUGGACUCGGGAUCGCAGGUGGGCGAAAGGAGUCCUUGGACGUGUCUGUGAACUGGCGUUUCAACCUCAGCUUCGUGUAAUUUUCCCGGAGAGCUUCUCUUCCAUGCCGCAUCCUGCUUCGUUCCUGCUGAACUGCUAAUACAGUAAACUGGAGGAUAGCUGUUCCCAGGAUAACCUGUAAUGGGCAAGGAGCUAGAGAGAAGAAAACAUUUCUUUUAAUUUUUAAACUUGGUUUGUAAAGACCAGCAUGUUUUGGAAAUUUGAUCUUCACUCAUCAUCCCACAUAGACACACUUCUAGAAAGAGAAGAUGUAACACUGAAGGAAUUAAUGGAUGAGGAAGAUGUUUUACAGGAAUGUAAAGCUCAGAACCGCAAACUUAUAGAGUUUCUGUUAAAAGCAGAAUGUCUCGAAGACUUAGUCUCAUUCAUUAUAGAAGAACCACCUCAAGACAUGGAUGAAAAGAUCAGAUACAAGUAUCCAAAUAUAUCUUGUGAGUUGCUCACUUCUGAUGUCUCCCAGAUGAAUGAUAGACUGGGAGAAGAUGAAUCCUUGCUAAUGAAAUUAUAUAGCUUCCUCCUAAAUGAUCCCCCCCUGAACCCACUACUUGCCAGUUUCUUCAGCAAGGUGCUAAGUAUUCUUAUCAGCAGAAAACCAGAACAGAUUGUGGAUUUCUUAAAGAAGAAACGUGAUUUUGUAGACCUUAUUAUAAAGCACAUAGGAACUUCGGCUAUCAUGGAUUUGUUGCUCAGGCUCCUGACAUGCAUCGAGCCUCCACAGCCCAGGCAAGAUGUGCUGAAUUGGUUAAAUGAGGAGAAAAUUAUCCAGAGGCUUGUGGAAAUAGUUCAUCCAUCGCAAGAAGAAGAUCGCCAUUCAAAUGCAUCGCAGUCACUUUGUGAAAUUGUUCGCCUGAGCAGAGACCAGAUGUUACAAAUUCAGAACAGUACUGAACCAGAUCCUCUGCUUGCCACUCUAGAAAAACAAGAAAUUAUAGAGCAGCUUCUAUCAAAUAUUUUCCACAAGGAGAAAAAUGAAUCAGCCAUAGUCAGUGCAAUCCAGAUAUUGCUGACUUUACUUGAGACACGACGGCCAACAUUUGAAGGCCAUAUAGAGAUCUGCCCACCAGGCAUGACUCAUUCAGCUUGUUCAGUCAACAAGAGUGUUCUAGAAGCCAUCCGAGGAAGACUUGGAUCUUUCCAUGAACUCCUGCUUGAGCCACCCAAGGUGGACAAAAAGGCAGCAUCUAAUGUGGAUUCUCACAGUUGUAUUCUUCUUGGCCCUGCUUCAGAAGUAAGGCAGUGUCUCGUUUGGACUUCCUCUCUUUUACUGCUAGGAAAAAGUGUGAUGAAGACUACAUGGGGUGUGCUGGACCCUCCUGUGGGGAAUACCCGGUUGAACGUGAUUCGGUUGAUAUCCAGCCUCCUUCAAACAAAUACCAGUAGUAUCAAUGGGGACCUUAUGGAGCUGAAUAGCAUCGGAGUCAUAUUGGACAUGUUCUUCAAAUAUACAUGGAAUAACUUUUUACACACUCAAGUGGAGAUUUGUAUCGCACUGAUUCUUGCAAGUCCUUUUGAAAACAUGGAAAAUAGCACAAUUACUGAUCACGACUCCACUGGUGACAAUUUGUUAUUGAAACAUCUUUUUCAGAAAUGUCAGUUAAUAGAACGAAUACUUGAUGCCUGGGAAAUGAAUGAGAAGAAACAGGCUGAGGGAGGAAGACGGCAUGGCUAUAUGGGACACCUGACUAGGAUAGCUAACUGCAUCGUGCACAGUACUGAUAAGGGCCCCAACAGUGCAUUAGUACAGCAGCUUAUCAAAGAUCUUCCAGACGAAGUCAGGGAGCGAUGGGAGACAUUCUGCACAAGUUCCUUAGGAGAAACUAACAAGAGGAACACGGUAGAUCUAGUUACAACCUGCCAUAUUCAUUCAUCCAGUGAUGAUGAAAUUGACUUUAAAGAAACGGGUUUCUCACAGGAUUCUUCUUUACAGCAAGCCUUUUCUGAUUAUCAGAUGCAACAAAUGACGUCCAAUUUUAUUGACCAGUUUGGCUUCAAUGAUGAGAAGUUUGCAGAUCAAGAUGACAUUGGCAAUGUUUCUUUUGAUCGGGUAUCAGACAUCAACUUUACUCUCAAUACAAACGAAAGUGGAAAUAUUGCCUUGUUUGAAGCAUGUUGUAAAGAAAGAAUACAGCAGUUUGAUGAUGGUGGCUCUGAUGAGGAAGAUAUCUGGGAGGAAAAGCACAUUGCAUUUACACCAGAAUCCCAAAGACGAUCCAGUUCGGGGAGCACGGACAGCGAGGAGAGUACAGACUCUGAAGAAGAAGAUGGGGCCAAACAGGACUUGUUUGAGUCCAGUAGUGCCAACACGGAGGACAAGAUGGAGGUGGACUUGAAUGAACCACCCAACUGGUCAGCCAACUUCGAUGUGCCCAUGGAGACAACCCAUGGUGCUCCCUUGGACUCUGUGGGGUCUGAUGUGUGGAGCACAGAGGACCCAAUGCCAACUAAAGAGACGGGCUGGGCUUCCUUUUCCGAGUUCACAGCUUCCCUGAGUACAAAAGAUAUCUUAAGGAGUAAUUCUCCAGUGGAAAUGGAAACCAGCACUGAGCCAUUGGACCCUCUCACUCCCAGUGUGGCUGCUUCGGCAGUGCAGCCUGAAGCACCAGGCAGUGUGGCCAUGGAAGCCAGCUCUGAUGGAGAGGAGGAUGCGGAGAGCACAGACAAGGUGACUGAGACAGUGAUGAAUGGUGGCAUGAAGGAAACGCUCAGCCUCACUGUAGAUGCCAAGACAGAAACUGCCGUCUUCAGAAGAGUGUUGAAAUCCUAUCGUGAGGAAGGUAAAGUGUCUACCUCUCAAGAUGCUGCUUGUAAAGACGUGGAGGAGAGCCCUGAAGCGGCAGAGGUGAAGUCCACGGGCCCCCGGGCCCCCAGCAGUAGUGCAGAGCAGAGGACCGGCCAGCCAGGCCUACCAGGCGACGUGUCAGUUAAUGGCCCCGUAUGACGAGUGGCUGCCGCUGUGGACCGCAGGCCGCCACCAUUCAGGGGCUCGGGAGGCCUCGCCUGCAGCCAGCUGGGCUGCCACGCUGCACACACUCUGCGAGGGAUCAGGACCAGCAACCUUUAUAUUCAGAUUCUAAGUCGUUGUACAGCAAAAUUCAGAAGUGUGAAAAUAUUGCACAUUGACAAAUACCAAGAAUUUUUGCGUAUGUUUAUAUUGUAUUGUUCUAAAUAAUGGGUAGCCUGUGAAAAAGAUCUCGCUGCCCAUGUAAUAAUAGUAGUAAUGCUAUAGUUAAAAUGGCUGUAAGAAUAGUUUUAUAAAAGUGAAUACACAGAUCUAUUGUAUUUGGAACAUAACUAUUUGACAAUUAUUAGUGUGACCAAAGUAUUAGGCAGUUUUCAUACAUUUUUCACCUUGUACAAAAUUCUGAAUCCAUUUCUCUUCCAGGUUGGCAAGGAGUUAGAGGAUUGACAUGCCCUCGAAGUGUUCUAUUGGGUGUUCUGACUUACAAAAGUGGUUUUGAAUAAGAAAUGUUUGGUGUUCUUUUUAUAACCAGUUUUUGAUUGGUAACUGUUUUCUGUAUUGUUUUAAACGGAUCAAAAAAAGUAAGUCUAUCAGUAGAGAUUUUAAGUAUUUAUUACUGCAACUUAGUUGAUAAAACAAUGUCAUUGUAAAGCCAUCAUGUUCUGUUAAAAGUCUUGUUUGCUUGAAAUGAUUAUUCCUACAGGUGAAACACUAGAAUAUCUGGAGUGUACAUGGCUUAUGGUUUGGGUUUUUUUGUUUCUUGUUCUUGUUUUCUGUUUUGUUUUGGUAGUUCAUCUGCCUUUUAACCCAUUCAACAAAAUUUACCUUGUAAACAAGUGUCACCAAUGAACAUUUCAGAGCAGUCUGCAUACUUAACAACAUAAGUCACAUUAGGCAAGUCAGUGUGGAAAUGUUUGUGCUGCUGAUGGAAUUGGAGCCCGUCUGUUCUGCAGGCUAGUGUUACAGCUAGAAAUCGAAAUCGGCACCUAAGCAUGUUCAUUGUUUUACUGUACCUUGUGAGGUUUUCACUCGUAAAUUCUAAACCAGUGUAUUUUUUUUUAGAACUGGUUUGUGUAUAUAUAUAGUGAUUAUGGAUACUAAUUCAAUGUAAUUUAUAAUUUUCUAUGUCAAUAUAAAAAUACAUCACAGCCUUCUCAAACAGCUAAAGCAAUAUAUUGUAUAUUGCCAUAUUGUCUGGUGAAAGGGUUUAAAUUACUUCACCUCUUGCACUUUUAGAUGCAAAUCAGUUUUUCAUUUCUGUAAUAGAAAAUUAUUCACGUAUUUUUACAUCAUUUGUUUUUCCUGACCAGUAUUUAAAACCAAAAGGAUAUUCUGAAAAAUGGCCAACGAUUUUUUUAGAAGUAGCAUCCCAAGCAGCGUGCCUAAACAUGACAUUGCAUAUGGAAAUAAAAAAAUCAGAUGUCUAAUGCCUUAUUUCUUAUUUACUUUUCCAUUGUAAAUGGUAUAGAAACUCUUUGCGAGGUUUACCGCGACCUCGCACUUGAGGCCAGUGGAGCCAGCAGUGCGCCCUGGGACAGCUGGCUGGGGCGCCACACUUGGCCUCUGCACGCCUCCUCAGGAACCCUUUCUGUGUGAGCUCCUCAGAAGAGACUGUCCUCAGGCGUCCUCCUCUGGAACCUGGCACUGUCAGAGGACAGGCUCCUCUGGCUCCUCUUGGAUGCUGACCUACAUGGCACAGGACCUCAGGGACUGCUGCUGGAUGACGCACUCACGUCUCACCCGGGGAAGGAUUUGCCAGCUGCCGCCGCCAGGGCAUGGCCCCAGAGGUGGCCUGUGCUGCCUCCUUCGUGUGGACAUGGUCGGCUUCUCCAUCUGGGGUAACACGGUGUCUGUCUUCAUCCCACCCUCUGCUGGUGAAAGAGCAUUGGGUAGUGUUUUGCGUUGCUUGUCUUGCGUGGCAGGGAAAGGACACAUGGAUGGGAGGAACAUCGUCUGUUGAGUGGAGGAAGCCAGCAAGGACCAGGAGCAAGGACACUGGUUUAGUUCCCACUUUGGGUUCUGUGUAUUGGCCAUAUUGAAUUGCGAGACUAACAGAUGUCUACAGUACAAUACCUGUAUUAAAAAUAACAACAAAAAUAAAGCCCGAUUCUUUGUUUCUAGAAA